Molecule: messenger RNA, 1543 nt
Organism: Tuber melanosporum (Perigord truffle)
Lineage: Eukaryota; Fungi; Ascomycota; Pezizomycetes; Pezizales; Tuberaceae
Exons: 6
Coding region: 1-1359 (452 amino acids)
Biological process (GO): carboxylic acid metabolic process
Molecular function (GO): isocitrate lyase activity
Source: RefSeq, a predicted model, not a curated record
AUGUCUUCUUCAGCAGCUAUAGAGGUGGAGCAGAAGGCCUUCAGGGCCGAAGUUGAAGCCGUGAAGCAAUGGUGGUCGUCGCCACGCUGGCGCUACACAAAAAGACCGUUCACGGCAGAGCAAAUUGUCUCCAAGAGGGGAAACCUACCCAUCUCCUACCCAAGCAAUAACCAAAGCAAGAAACUUUGGGAUAUUCUGGAGAAGAAAUUUGAGUCAAAAGAGCCUAGUUACACCUAUGGCUGUCUUGACCCCGUCAUGGUCACUCAGAUGGCCAAGUACCUAGAGACUGUGUAUGUCAGUGGAUGGCAAUGCUCCUCUACUGCUAGCAGCACGCACGAGCCCAGUCCUGACCUUGCGGACUACCCUAUGGAUACCGUUCCAAACAAAGUCGACCACCUCUUCAAGGCGCAGUUGUUCCACGACAGGAAGCAACGAGAAGCGCGCCUAUCUGUCCCGCCAUCGGGGCGUUCUAAGCAGCCGAGCGUCGAUUACCUUCGUCCUAUCAUCGCUGAUGCUGAUACUGGUCAUGGCGGACUCACAGCUAUCAUGAAACUCACAAGGUUGUUCAUUGAGAGGGGUGCCGCUGGAAUUCACAUUGAGGACCAAGCACCUGGGACUAAGAAGUGUGGCCAUAUGGCUGGUAAGGUGUUGGUACCAGUGGGCGAGCAUAUCAAUCGGUUGGUGACCAUCAGGGCGCAGGCCGAUAUCAUGGGUGUCGAUCUUCUUUCCGUUGCACGCACAGACUCCGAAGCUGCAACCCUUAUCACUUCAACCAUCGACCACCGGGACCACCCCUUCAUUCUCGGAUGCACAAACCCAACUAGGGAAGGAUUCUAUAGAUACAAAGGUGGCACCAAGUGCGCUAUUAUGAGAGCUGUGGCGUACGCUCCUUACACCGAUUGCUUAUGGAUGGAGAGCAAGAAGCCGGAUUUUGCGCAGGCCGUUGAAUUCGCCGAGGGUGUCCACACUGUUUGGCCUGAACAGAAACUUGCUUACAAUCUCUCGCCCAGCUUCAACUGGAAGGCCGCCAUGCCUCCCGACGAGCAAGAAACCUACAUCAAGCGGCUCGGCAAACUCGGAUACUGCUGGCAAUUCAUCACCCUCGCAGGUCUUCACACUACUGCUCUCGCAUCAGAUACCUUUGCAAAGAACUAUGCCAAGCAGGGAAUGAAAGCCUAUGGCAAUAUAGUGCAAGAGCCAGAGAUGGAGAAUGGCAUCGACGUUGUUCUUCACCAGAAGUGGAGUGGGGCAACCUAUAUUGACAGCAUGCUGAAGAUGGUCACCGGUGGUGUAUCGUCAACCGCGGCGAUGGGUAAAGAGGUUACGGAGACGCAGUUCACGGGAUACACGAAGCUUUGAUCAUUUCUAAGACCUUUUGCUUUCUCUUUCUUCCUCACUUUCGCUUCUUCUUUAAUCAUGGGAAGCUGCAAGUGUGGGUACCGGUAGAACUGAUUAGAAGACUUAUUUUUUUUGCUCCCCCUCUUCUUUUUUUUUAAAAAAAAAAAUCAAAUCUGGAGAGGAAGUGGUGACGGGUGAUGAUUGA